AUGAUUCACUCUCCACCUCUUCCUCUCACCUGUCUCCCUCCCCCUCUUAGCGACAGCGACUCUUGGCGACGACCUGCCUCGAUCGUAUCCGACUUUUCCAAAUCAUCUACACUGACCCGCAAUAAUCCUCCUCCAUCGUCUUACAAUCGACGUUCGCAAUCUUUAGAGAUCCUGAAAACGAUCUCUGUCCUGGCACCCGCUUACGAAGGCUACCACCAGUUGAAAAAGACCAACAAUUCUGUUCAUGACGCUGUCGCAAGAACCGCAAUGUCCAACAUGGCCACUGGUCUACAGUCUCAACCUAAGAAACCUGGAUUCUUUCGACGCAUGUCUUUGUCCACUGCCCAGAACAAGCCAACGGUGCAGCCAUCAAUAAAUGACAAUGGUUUACGAGUUGGACCAAAAGGGUAUGGAAGAUCGGUGUCUGGGCCAGGACCAUCUUACAGGCAGGAUAUCGUUGCUGGACCAUCAUACGAAUCCCUUCCGGCUGGGGCAGCCCCUAGUGCGUUUCGUCGUAGGGAUGAUUUAGAUAGUAACAUGGAUCAGAGGAGGAGGACACCAGCGGAUCAAACUCCAAAUUCCCAAUCUCAACCAAAACCAAAUAAACCUAAUCCGACACCUAUCGCUUCAGCUUUCACAAGUCCUCCGGCAGCUGAUUCCCAGUCUCCACCGGCAGCAACGCCGAGAAGUAGAUAUCCAAUACACCCAGCUCUUGCGUCACCUCCUACCUCUACUCCUCGUCGAUUGAGCGCGACAUCGCCAUAUGAUCCUAUCAAUCCCCCAGUCGUCUCGGCAGCUAGUCAAGGCGGACAGAGAUAUGAUGAUGUUGCUAGCACGACGAAACAGCUUCCUGCAAACCACUCAGUCAAUCUGCACGGCAAAUCCACCGAACAACUUCACUCACAAUCUACUAGCCAUCAUCGACAAGGCCAUUCAUCGUCACCUCAUACGCCGCGUCACGUACAGGCUGACCACGUCACCGCCGUUCUGUCUUCGAAACCACAAUCCCCUUUGCAUGGGAGCGAGAGGACCCUUAUGGCACCCGAUGCUACUCAUCAGAAUGGCACAACUCGGUCUACGGCAAAGCGCCAUGAUACAGCGCGCUUCAGUCGGUUCGACGAUGCAGACAUCCCGAAUUCUGGAACUCUUCCCGUUGGUGCUCAGGCAACGGUCUACGCUCACGACAAGCAGUCGGAAAUCAAGCCGAUGGUCAGCGCGCGACGUUCAGCUUCAUCCAGUCGCCGAACGCCAAUGCCCAAGGUUGAGAAGAAUAGUGGGUCAAGUACUAGGCAGGGAAAUUCUAGCAAGCAGGAUAAUACUGCUAUCGCUCUGGAAACACCUACGUUAGCGGACAAGACCAUUUCCCCACGACCACCGAACUCCGAAGCAAAAGCUCAGGAGCAGUUAUCCGAGGCCGGAGCAUACGCCAAAGCUAUAGCUGCUACCAUUAGCAAUCAUCGUGCUGUAGAAACUCCUCGAGAGACAACAGGAAAACCUACGGUAACCGCUACUCCCCCAAAAGCACGAGCGACAAGGCCUCUGCCGACCCCACCAACUCUCAAUUCCAGGAACUCUUCAAAAGCGAACGUUGUCGUUAUCGCAAGCAGCUCUAAGCUUCAACAGACUUCGCCAAAACAUAGCCUUAAGAGAGAGACUAGUACUGAGAAAGGAGAUCGACAUCUAGCCACGCCAACCUCCCCGAAUCUUGUCAAAAAUGACAAAAGGUCUUCAGUGCGACCACUCAAUUUCGACUUUCCACGCUCUCCUACGCUUCCACCGUUGAUCGACCCUCGUACGACUCAAGAUAAGAAAUUAGAUCCCAUCAGUCAAUGGAGUCGUGACACCCCCUCUCCUGUAUCUCCCAAUGGCCAAGCACCCCUUGCAACUUCUCAACUACCGCCCCGUCUAUCGUCAGCUCAGUCCAGAAGAGCCGUCAGCUCUCCACUGGCAAGCCCGACAAACGAAGUCAGGAAGGAUUUUGGUGUCUCGCAUAUUGCUUCGCCGACGAUCGCCCCAAGUCCUCCGACUCAAGUUCGUCCACAAAUGAUUGCUAGAGAAAGACCUCGAGCAACUCUGACUUUUCUGCUACUUCAUGCUCCUAUUCAAGCUGCUUUGUUGGCUCAUAUGUCGAUAAACUCUUUUCUCUCCCUCACUGGUGCAUCCGAUCUUAUACGCAAAAGGUUUACCGGUGAGGCGAUAGGACGAUGGGUGUUGGGAGAAUGGGGAGUCCAGGUUGAUCGUGAAAAAGGAAGAAGCUGGCCAAACUUGACCGUUUGGGAAGGUUUUUUGGAAUCCUUAUUGCAUGAUCCGAUCACAUACAGCACAUACCCAGCUCAAUGGUACAACCUACUACAACAUCUAUGCUUGUCACAUACGCUCAUAGUACUUCACCUGCGUCAACUACCUUUGACUGCGUUUCCAAAUCCACCACCACUAUCUUUCGAGGACGAUUUUGUCAACCCCACACCAAAUAUGGCCAACUUGCCCUUCUCAAGCUCUUUCAACAGUUUUGGGAGCCAAAGACCCCGCUCACGUUUAGGUAGUGCAGCUGGAUCUGAUGCUGGAAGUCUUGCGCCGGCGACAAAGAUGCCUCGCCAAGAAAGACUCGUGGAAAUCGUUAUGCCCGAGCCUCUUGCUGCUCAGGGUCCGCAGGACGACGAGCCUACAUCGUUUCCCACCACACAGAAAGUACGCCGACGUGGCUCCAUUGGCUCCAUAGCUUCUGCUGCAUCUUUUUCUUUUGGUCGACGACGAACUGCGAGUAUAAGUGCAGAGCCUCGAGCCGAGAUAUCACCCAAUGCCCCUGCAGCCCCAAUGCCUUCGGGUAAAGCAGCUCUGCCACCGGUCAGCUACCCGUCAGCAAAACGAUACGGCUUCAAACGACAUGGCGAACCUUCUCGUUCUCGUAAAUCCUCGGAAUCGAGCCGACCUGGAUCAAUAUUUUCCGUACAAAGCACACCCUCUUUCUCCGCCCAUCAACGCGUAUCAAGUGUGUAUAGCGGGCGACCAUCAUUCGCAGUCGAUAGGAAUGCUCCGCCGGUCCCUGGCUUUCCCGCGGGACUAUCAAUGCCUCCUCCUAUUGGCGGUGGUGGAACUCGAUCAAGCUUUGCGAGCAGCGACGGCGGCCGAUCAGGGCGUCGUUCUGAAAAUGGUGGAAAUUCACCCAUAUCCGGCGUAUUCCUCUCUAGAAGAGACUUCGGUACACCACCUCCCAACCGGCCAGAACCUUGUUUCGACCGUCCAAUACCGUUCACUGUAGGCCGGGCUCCGAUCCUGAGGGUAUUCGUGCCUUUAUCAGAUCGGAUUCAACGUUGGCCUUCGGCUGAAGGAGCUGCUGCUGCCACCAAGGAGCUGGAAAAGUGUGGUGCCCUGAGGAGAAUGAAACUGGGUGAUAUAGUCGUCAACACCGCCAUACGUCAACCCAAGACUACUGAACAUGUUUUGGUGUAUGUGCCGUUCGUUCGGCACUUGCUCGUUCCGCUUGAUUAUACCUUUUCUCCGAAUGGCAAUUUGCCGUCAUACGUCAACGGGUUCGACAUCGCUCCUUCGUACUACUAUCCUUUCCUACCUACACCUCAAGUCAUAUUCCUGAAUCUCGCGCCUUUUGCUGAAAGAGCGAUGAAAUCCAUCCGUCUGGCAUACGAUCGUCGAGAUGUGACUGUGGCUUCUGGAGCUAGGCUGAGCGCAAAGAGGUAUUUGCAUGUAGCUGGAUUUGAGGUUCAUCAGGCGGAUCCAGUUGCACCUGAAUGGUAUGGCAUGGUGUCAUUGGAGGCGGAAGGCACAGCUGAAGGCAAACAGGAUAUCGAGGCUCGAUUGGUGGGUCUCAAUGGAUCGCGACCAGUGAUGGGACCUUGGGAGUUGGUUAGAGAGAAGAGCAUGAUGGGAACGAUCUGGUUAAGGUUGAUCAAGUAA
This is a messenger RNA of Kwoniella botswanensis, 3912 nucleotides long. RefSeq lists its product as uncharacterized. Lineage: Eukaryota; Fungi; Basidiomycota; Tremellomycetes; Tremellales; Cryptococcaceae. The record is from RefSeq and is a predicted model, not a curated record. Bases 1 to 3912 code for a protein of 1303 amino acids. The transcript is spliced from 5 exons.